Molecule: messenger RNA, 486 nt
Organism: Oncorhynchus gorbuscha (pink salmon)
Lineage: Eukaryota; Metazoa; Chordata; Actinopteri; Salmoniformes; Salmonidae
Product: endoglucanase-like
Exons: 1
Coding region: 1-486 (161 amino acids)
Source: RefSeq, a predicted model, not a curated record
AUGAAACGUUCCCCACUGCCUCAACAGCAGACCCCUCACCUCCCCAUAGACGUCCACACAGAGACCGCCCUACACAGAGACCUCCCUACACAGAGACCUCCCUACACAGACCCCUCACUUCCCCAUAGACAUCCACACAGAGACCUCCCUACACAGAGACCUCCCUACACAGAGAGCUCCCUACACAGAGACCUCCCUACACAGACCCCUCACCUCCCCAUAGACAUCCACACAGAGACCUCCCUACACAGAGACCUCCCUACACAGAGACCUACACAGAGACCCCUACACAGAGACCUCCCUACACAGACCCCUCACCUCCCCAUAGACGUCCACACAGAGACCUCCCUACACAGAGACCUCCCUACACAGAGACCUCCCUACACAGAGACUUCCCUACACAGAGACCUCCCUACACAGACACCUCCCUACACAGAGACCUCCCUAUACAGAGACCUCCCUAUACAGACACCUCCCUACACAUAA